CAAGUGAUAGCCCCUUCUCUCAUCCUCUCAUCCGAUCGGUUCGCAAUUGCAAACUAUUCACUUCUAAACUAUGUAUGUUGUGAGAAUCAGAUUAUUAUGUUUCUGUUGAUAUGACUUUCAUCACAAACACACUCAAUUUGGGCAUUGUUCUGUUAACAAUCGUAUCCGUGGCCAACCGAUGGUGCAACGGACUUAAUGAGGUCUCGUACACGUUCAGGUAUGCGAUUGACGAAGCCCAAGUCGUGACGCAACACUGGGAAGAGAGACGCUCGGACAUCGUCCACGGUUCUUACAGCUUCCUGGAGCCCGACGGAAAAAUCCGGGUGGUGGAGUACCAAGUCAACGGGAAAGCCGGAUUCAGGGCCGUGGUGACCUUCAGGAAGCCUCCGACAGGUUACCCCAUUCUGAAACACCUGAAGUUUCCCGAGGACUACAGACACCCGUUUACCCACGCCAGGCCGGUGGCGGUCAUCAGCAACGACCUUUUUCACCCCGGAAAAACCUACCCCAACCUACCGGAAUGAUCAAAGACUGAUUGUCCUUUUUUGUACAAAUAAACUGGGUUUAAUCAA
Molecule: messenger RNA, 572 nt
Organism: Tribolium castaneum (red flour beetle)
Lineage: Eukaryota; Metazoa; Arthropoda; Insecta; Coleoptera; Tenebrionidae
Product: cuticle protein 18.6-like
Exons: 4
Coding region: 111-524 (137 amino acids)
Cellular component (GO): extracellular matrix
Source: RefSeq, a predicted model, not a curated record